Molecule: messenger RNA, 510 nt
Organism: Pocillopora verrucosa
Lineage: Eukaryota; Metazoa; Cnidaria; Anthozoa; Scleractinia; Pocilloporidae
Source: RefSeq, a predicted model, not a curated record
AUGAAGGCUAGUUUUAUAUUCCACGAAGCCCCGGAUUGUGUGGACAACGAGGAUGUAACUAUUGUUAUUCUGGAGCACGAAGAAUCUCACAAAGUUAUGGCCAUUAACACACAGGAUGACAAAGUCACUCUAGAGGAUCCGCCAGUGUCUCUACGUCAGAUCAUUGAUAAGAAAGGGAGCAUAGACAAGUCCCAUCCGGAAAUUCUGUUUCACAAGAAAUGGUGGAUACCUGGUCGUAAAUGGUUUUACUUGAAGUCACUUCUGGAUGGUACAGACCGAUUCGUUAAAUUUGAGAAUGACGGCACGCCAACGGGUACUACUGCUGAAAAAGAGGAAGCAAGUCUCUUCAGGGCAGACUGCGUUGAUAGUUCCAGUUAGGUGCUGUCAACUUUUCUCAACUUUGAACACAACUUUUAUGUUAAAUUUAUUUUAAAUCAGAAACGUCCCUUGCGACAAGCAAUAACACCUAGUAACAAAAUGUUUAUGCAGGAAACGCAUGCUAGAUAAUUG